UGCCUUCCAUAGUUAGUCGAAAUCGAUAGCUCGAAACAUUCAGCGUUACCUUCAUUGUUAUUAGGAUUAGCUUUCCCGCCUUUUAUUAAUACGUUAAAACAAAAAAUGUAAAAGAGAAACAUAAACGACUGUUAAUUGUUACACUGGACAUUUCUUUGAAUAUUAUUUGUAGUUAUCAUAUCAUAUCAAAGUACCUGCAACGAUAGCUUUAUUCAAAAAAUAUAUUUAUUCGUCGUGGUAGUAUUUUUGUCGACCGAUAACGGUGUGUCACAGUAGGGUAUCGUGCAGUGUCAAAGUAUUUCUCGAUUCUCGGGAAUUUGGUAAUGAUACGAAGAUGACAGGUGGUCGUGGGGCUUUAAUAGUUUUCGAAGGAUGCGAUCGAGCAGGAAAAUCUACUCAAGUAAAAAUGUUAAUCGAAGCUUUGACCAAACGCAAUGUGCCUGCAGAAUGUCAAGCGUUUCCGGAUCGAAGAACUCGUAUAGGGGCAUUGAUAAAUGAGUUUUUGUCCAACAAAGACGAGUUCUCACCAGAAGCAGUACAUUUUUUGUUUACUGCGAAUAGAUGGGAACUUCAGAAACGCAUGUUGAGAUCCUUACAGGAUGGCACAACUCUCAUUGUUGAUAGGUAUGCAGGGUCUGGUGCAGCUUACACAGCAUCUACAACAGGGAGAAGCUUAGACUGGUGCAAAACACCCGAUCAAGGAUUACCUCGUCCAGACAUGGUUAUUUACCUCAAGGUGUCAGCAAAAUCUCAACGUAUCCGUAGCAACUGGGGAGAAGAACGAUUCGAGAACGCUAAAAUCCAAGAAACCGUGGCUUCGAAUUAUCUGACACUGAUGGACAACACAUGGGCCAUCAUCGAUGCGGACCAAGAUAAAACAGUGAUACAUUCUCAAAUAUUAGAGAAAGUUUUAGAUACUAUAAAAAAAGUGAAGGACUUGCCUAUAGGUGAUUUGUACAGUUCUUGAGCAUUAUCACAACUACGCAUUCCCGUCUUUAGAUAAAAAUGAAAGGAACUGUGAUCCUUUUUCUCUUAAGUCUUCGCGUCCGUUUCACGCGAAUGUAAUUAAGUAAUUUCUGUUCAAAUACAUUACAGAU
Molecule: messenger RNA, 1097 nt
Organism: Nomia melanderi (Alkali bee)
Lineage: Eukaryota; Metazoa; Arthropoda; Insecta; Hymenoptera; Halictidae
Product: thymidylate kinase
Biological process (GO): dUDP biosynthetic process; dTTP biosynthetic process; dTDP biosynthetic process
Cellular component (GO): nucleus; mitochondrion; cytosol
Molecular function (GO): dTMP kinase activity; ATP binding; nucleoside diphosphate kinase activity
Source: RefSeq, a predicted model, not a curated record